UCAGAGCGCGGAAGUGAAGAGAAACUUUCGCAUGAAUCUCUGCAAGAGAGCGAGCGACUCUUCCCGCGUUUGACUGUGGAUGAUGAUGAUGAUGGUGAUGAUGACACGGAUCCGUUAGUGUGUCUGAGCCUGAGGAAAUACUGAGUUGUUUUGUGAGGCUUUAUUUCAGGUCUGAUAAUGGGGUUGCCGACUCUAGAGUUCAGUGACUCUUUUGUGGACAGUCCGGACUUUAGAGAGAGACUUAAAUGUCACGAGAUCGAGCUGGACCGAACCAACAAGUUCAUCAAAGAACUGAUUAAAGAUGGACACCAGCUUAUCUGCGCGCUCAAGAACCUCUCAGCAGCCGUGCAGAAGUUCUCCCAGUCUUUACAGGAGUUCCAGUUUGAGUGCAUUGGUGAUGCAGAAACGGAUGAUGAGGUGAACAUUGCUCAGUCCUUCAAAGAGUUUUCCCAGCUGCUAAACACCAUGGAAGAGGAGAGAAGGCGCCUGAUACAGAAUGCCGACGAUGUUCUGAUCACACCCUUGGAGAGAUUCCGGAAGGAGCAGAUUGGAGCAGCCAAAGAGGGAAAGAAGAAAUUUGACAAGGAGACGGAAAAGUACUAUUCCACACUGGAAAAACAUCUCAACCUGUCAUCCAGGAAAAAGGAAUCGGCUCUCCAAGAGGCUGACGCUCAGAUUGAUAAGGAAAGGCAGCUCUUUUAUGACGCCUCGCUAGAAUACGUCUUCAAAAUCCAGGAGGUUCAAGAGAAGAAGAAAUUUGAAUUUGUUGAGCCGCUCUUGGCCUUCCUACAGGGUCUGUUCACAUUCUACCAUGAGGGUUAUGAGCUCGCCCAUGAAUUCGAGCCCUACAAACAACAGCUACAGUUUAACCUGCAGAAUACAAGAAACAACUUUUUGAGCACCAAGCAGGAAGUAGAAAUGCUGAUGAAGAGAGUACGAUCUGCUGAUCAAGACCAGAAGCCCCCGGGCCAGUGGACUAUGGAGGGAUACCUCUAUGUCCAGGAGAAACGGCCUUUGGGCUGCACAUGGACACGGCAUUAUUGCACAUAUGAGAAAGUUAGUAAGACCUUCAGCAUGUGCAACACAGAGGCGAAGCCCACAGCUAAACAGAAUGGUGUCAUGUCAAAUCCCCCAGAGAAGUUCAGACUGAAGUCCUGUAUUAGGAGGAAGACUGACUCGAUUGAUAAACGCUUCUGUUUUGAUAUCGAGGUUGUUGAAAGAAAUACCAUCUAUCGUGGAUCUCUUUUCAGACCACUGCAAUUUUUCUGUAAAGCCCGGCAUGGCAUCAUCACGCUACAAGCGCUGUCGGAGUCCAACAGGAGACUCUGGCUGGAAGCUAUGGAUGGCAAAGAGCCGAUCUACAAUCUCCCUGCUAUUAUGAGCAAGAAAGAGGAGACAUAUUUAAAUGAGGCUGGCUUUAAUUUUGUGAGGAACUGUAUACAGCUGGUGGAGAUGAGAGCAGGGCUCAACACUAUGGGUUUGUACAGAGUCGGUGGAAUAAACUCCAAAGUGCAGAAGCUCAUGAUCACAGUCUUCUCACCCAAAGCAGCAUCAGAUAUGGAUCUGGACCCAGACACAUGGGACAACAAGACUAUCACCAGCGGCCUCAAGAAUUACCUCAGGUGUCUGUCUGAGCCGCUCAUGACAUACAAGCUCCACUCUGACUUCCUCAUGGCUGUCAAAUCUGAUGAUCAGAACUACAGAGUGUGUGCAGUUCACGCGCUGGUGCAUAAACUACCUGACAAAAACAAAGAGAUGUUGGAGAUAUUAAUCAAACACCUACUCAAUGUGUCCGCUCACAGUGAGAGUAACAUGAUGACGGUGUCCAAUCUGGGAGUGAUCUUCGGCCCUACGCUCAUGCGCUCACAAGAGGAAACUGUUGCUGCCAUGAUGAACAUCAAAUUUCAAAACAUUGUGGUAGAAAUUCUCAUCGAAAAUUUUGAAAAGAUAUUUCAUCAAGCGCCGGACACUAAUGUUCCCCUGCCGCAGCCUCAGUCUCAGGCAGGGUCUCGCAGGAGCAGAGCCAUCUGCCUCUCAUCUGGACCUCGCAAACCCAAGAGCCUCUACACACCCUCACUGUGCCUGGCUGACCCGGACAGUGAGUCUUACACUGCCAGCGAUACGUUCAGCAGUAGUUCAGGCAGCACUCCAAUCGGCAGCAUGGACUCCCUCUCCUCACACUCCUCAGAGCAGAACAGCUCCUCCAAAACCUGCUCCUCUCCACAGCCCAAAGACAAGCCCCCGUUCCCCGGCCUGCGGCAGACCCCCACCUGCACCAGCAGUCCCGACUCCAGCUCCAGAGAGGACGCUGCACGUGUGGAAUGGGACUCCUGUGGUGUGAACUCAGCUGCCAGAUCUUCACCAGCACCAGCAAAGGCUCCUCACUCAGUAGGAAUCAGAUCCGCGCAGCUUAACCGCUCCAACGCCCCAUCUCUAAGAUCUUUACAUAUCACAGAAGGUCAUAAGAGCUAUGUGGGGUCUGUACAGAGUCUAGUGUGUUUGGAUCAUAAAGACGGUGCCAGAUCCGCCACAUACCUCGAUCUGCCUCCUAAAACAAUCCUACGGCGAAAGCUGGACAACAGCAGCUCUACGAACGGCUAUCAGAGACCAGGAUCAGUGGUGGCUGCCAGAGCACUGCUUUUUGAGAACCCAUCAGCCGGAAAACCUCCCCUCUUGGGAAGAGAUGCCAAAGCCAUAUAUUCCUGUGAAGCCGAACACAGCAAUGAGCUGAGUUUCCCACAGGGGGCUCACUUUUCCAACGUGUAUUCUUCAGUGGAACCAGGCUGGCUCCAGGCAACGUUUGAGGGCAAAACAGGACUCAUUCCUGAAAACUAUGUGGUGUUCCUCUGACAGCAUCCAACCAGGAGAGAGAGGCCAAGCAUUUCAUGGUAUCCAUGGUAACAUGAAUUUUAGUGCAAGAGCUUAAAGUAUAUAUCAAGCAUUAAAUGAUUUGUAAGUGAA
Messenger RNA from Rhinichthys klamathensis goyatoka, 2961 nucleotides. RefSeq names its product rho GTPase-activating protein 42 (gene arhgap42b). NCBI's taxonomy places the organism in Eukaryota, Metazoa, Chordata, Actinopteri, Cypriniformes, Leuciscidae. The transcript has 25 exons. Gene Ontology annotation, cellular component: cytoplasm. The coding region runs from base 178 to 2850 and encodes 890 amino acids. Gene Ontology annotation, biological process: signal transduction. Gene Ontology annotation, molecular function: GTPase activator activity; protein binding. The record is from RefSeq and is a predicted model, not a curated record.